Molecule: messenger RNA, 1962 nt
Organism: Phyllostomus discolor (pale spear-nosed bat)
Lineage: Eukaryota; Metazoa; Chordata; Mammalia; Chiroptera; Phyllostomidae
Gene: CYGB
Product: cytoglobin
Exons: 4
Coding region: 115-687 (190 amino acids)
Biological process (GO): oxygen transport
Molecular function (GO): oxygen binding; heme binding; iron ion binding
Source: RefSeq, a predicted model, not a curated record
ACGCUCCCUCCUCCGGCGCGCUCUACCCCUCGCCCGCCCGCCGCGCACGCAGCCGGCCCCGGCUCCCCGCGCCCCGCCGCCGCCGAGCGAGCCGGGCUGGGCUUGGUGCUGCCUAUGGAGAAAGUGCCGGGCGAGAUGGAGAUCGAGCGCAGGGAGCGGAGCGAGGAGCUGUCCGAGGCGGAGAGGAAGGCGGUGCAGGCUACGUGGGCCCGGCUCUAUGCCAACUGCGAGGACGUGGGGGUGGCCAUCCUGGUGAGGUUCUUUGUGAACUUCCCGUCGGCCAAGCAGUACUUCAGCCAGUUCAGGCACAUGGAGGACCCGCUGGAGAUGGAGCGCAGCCCCCAGCUGCGGAAGCACGCCUGCCGGGUCAUGGGGGCCCUCAACACCGUCGUGGAGAACCUGCACGACCCCGAGAAGGUGUCCUCCGUGCUCGCCCUGGUGGGCAAAGCCCACGCCCUCAAGCACAAGGUGGAGCCCGUGUACUUCAAGAUCCUCUCUGGGGUCAUUCUGGAGGUGAUCGCCGAGGAGUUUGCCAACGACUUCCCGCCCGAGACGCAGAGGGCCUGGGCCAAGCUGCGUGGCCUCAUCUACAGCCACGUGACCGCUGCCUACAAGGAAGUGGGCUGGGUACAGCAGGUCCCCAACGCCACCACCCCACCGGCCACGCUGCCCUCUUCGGGGCCGUAGGGUCCCUUCCACCCUCCCCCCUCCCUGGCAGCACCUUGAGUGGAAGGCCGAGUCCUGAAGACCCUCCUUGACCCUCCAUUUCUGGGUGCCAAGGAAGCUGGAGGAACCCCUGACUCGUCUUCCCGGAAAGAGGCCUCUGCCCUGGCCACAGCCCGCCGGGAGCCGCCGGGAGGUGGCACUGGAUGCUGACCCUCCGGGCGGCGCGGGGCCUGGGGGGGUGGGGGCCCCGCCCCUCCUCCUCCUCGAAGAGCCACGCCCACUCUUCUUAGCUUUUCUACUAACCGUGAGAGACCCCGCUGACUAGCGGGCGGGAGGCGGGGCCAGGUCUGCGCGCCUGCGCCGCAGCAGGCGGCGGGCGCCAUCCCUGCUUCCCUCCGCCCGGCCAGCAUGCGGGUCUCCACAUUGCCUCUCUAGACCAUCUCGCACACGUACCCACCGUAUACACAGAUAUAUUCUAUAUACAACCUAUAUAAACAUAGACCUAUCUAUCACGAGUAUCUGCGGGGCCCGGAGGCACACGGGGAGCCGAGGCUCUGCCCGUCUGCACGUGGAGUGGGGGCACAGGGGAGUGGGGGUUCCUGCUCGUGCUCCUGGGCAGAGAACAGAGUGUUCUGGGCAAGAUGGGGGGGCCAUAUCGGCACAGAGGGGAUCUGGGCCUGUGGGCAGCGUGGGGAAGACCCAAGGGCCUGCACGGGCAGGGUGGGGGUGCCACAGCCCCUUCUCCGACCAGCUCCCCGCUUCCCUGCCCCCCACUUCGAGGAGAGAAGGGUUCGGUUUUCCCCAUCUUCACGCCGCACUGGGGGUGGUGGCGCCCUGCCUGGCUCCGAAACGGGCAAGGGCAGACCGGGGUGGGGAGGGCAGAAGUUCUGGACAGGAGGGAUGUGCUGGGGGAGGGGCCGAGGUGAAAAAACAGAAACCUCUAAUGCCAGCCCCGUCUGCUUCUGCCACUAAGACAGCCCCAGAGGGAGGAGGGACCAUGAUGACAGGACCGGAUGCCUCCGUGUCAGCCUGGAGCUCUGGGGGCCCAGGGCCGCCCUCCCCCGCCCUCCUGGCUGCGGGGCUGGGUCCGCGGGGCUGGGGACCACUCCCGGGGUGUGCCCCUUGGUCACGUGUACCGUCCCCAGGGAUGUGUCGCUGCCGUGACUGUUGUGCCUGUGUCCCCUCCUGUCCCGCCCUUGUGCAGCCGUCCGUGUAACUGCCUGCCCUCCUUUUGUAGCCCCUGACCUCCGUGCGCGGACCCCGCCGUGCCAUUAAACGGGCUCCUCUUCCUGUGUC